UGAUUUUUUGAUUCAUCUCAUUAGUGAGAUCAACACACACCAGAGACAGAGACAAUAAUUGGGGAAGGCCAUGAGAGGGACCACAUGCCAGCUGAGCCCCCGACUGACUUCAGGGAAGCAGUAUGGACGGAGCGCUGCGGCAUUGAGGGAUAGAAAAGAGACACGAGGAGAGCAGGGAACCAUCAUUCUUCUACCCACAGAUCCCCCAAAGAAGCCUGACCCGGUCACAUCAGAAACAGUUGUCUUUUGGGGGCUGCGCUUAUGGCAGGUUAUCGGUAUCUUUGCUGUCUUCGUUUUAGCAGUCGUGAUCACUCUGUGUUGCAUUUUCAAAUGUCGGAUCCCAAGGACCAAAAAGGAGAUUGAGGCACGUCAUGCACAAAGGCAGGCCGCCAAGAAAUAUGCCAACACAUUGGAGACAGUGCCACCUCUUAAUGAGCUGACAGAGGUUCCAGGAUCUGCUCCUGACUCUUCCACUGUGCAGACACUCUCUGAGCAUAUCCAAAGCCAGAGUCGUAAUAACAGUGAUCUCUCCAUGGCGGGGGUCACUGAGGAGCAGUCGCCGUCACUCACUUUGCCAGAGGCAACCUGAUUACCUUCUUCUUCUUUCUUUUUUUUCUCUGUGCUGUCAUCAAUCUCAGAGUCUCUACUCAAAUAACAGAACUUUUCUAAAAGCCCCAGCAUACAUCUGAUGUCCAUUUUGCAGUCUGUACUUACUUGUCUUCACUUUGAUGUGGCUCAUCAUGCCUGCAUUUGGAGAGACAUGGCUAGAAAUGACUUAAAUACACACAUUAUAACGUUAGCUUAGCCCAUUGUAUGUUUCAAGAUUGUACUCCACCGGCUGCACUUAGCCCUCAGUCUCCUCUGAGAUAAAAGGCUGCCAACUAUGGCCAACAGAGAAAUAAAUACAGGAGACCCUCGUUCUACAUUGUUUUUUAUUGUCAACACUGUCCCUGGAAGUGGGGCAUGAUGGUGAUGGUGAGUUUCUCCUUCCAUGAGCUCACCACUCAUGGGGGAGGCCAAAGGAGUCGGGUGAAGACUGAGUUUGGGGGCCAGCCGAAAGUGGGGACUGUGGCGCUCCAUGCCCAAGCAUAAUGGUACCCACAUGUACAGUUGGCACCUGGGCCACAGUCUCAUGAUGGAUCUUGUGGUUGUGUCGUCAUACUUGAAGAGAGGGGUGUAGGUGUUACCACCUGGUGGUGAGUGGGCGCUGCAGGUGGGCGAGGAUCCUGGUCAGACCCGGCAGACUCUCACUUCCCACAUGCUUUGACAUUUAUACACUGGUUGAAAAUAGCCAUGGAAGAAAUUCUUAGUAAAUUUGAUUAAAAAGGUCACAUCAUUAAACAAUUAAUUGAGUUCAGACAUUUUGGUGCUCUCUUUUAAACCAUGCAAACUUUUUUGACCCUGCCUUUUAAAAGCAACUGAAUCGAGAAAUGUUAGCAAAUGAGCGCUACUGCUUGCCAAAUAGUGAGUGUUGUCAUCCAAUGAAAAGAAUGUACGUGUCUCCAAAUUUUACAUCAUGUCAAUGUAAAGAUUGCCAAAUAUUGAGCCUAAAUGUUUAUUAUUGAUUGUUGAGACUUUACAGCGUCAACCAUUACUCUAUAUAUGAGCAAUGUUUUACUGGGGUAGUAAAGUGGAAUGAGCACAU
Molecule: messenger RNA, 1645 nt
Organism: Doryrhamphus excisus (bluestripe pipefish)
Lineage: Eukaryota; Metazoa; Chordata; Actinopteri; Syngnathiformes; Syngnathidae
Gene: tmie
Product: transmembrane inner ear
Biological process (GO): inner ear morphogenesis; sensory perception of sound
Source: RefSeq, a predicted model, not a curated record